Necator americanus (New World hookworm) is the source of this 2514-nucleotide messenger RNA. RefSeq lists its product as uncharacterized. Bases 1 to 2514 code for a protein of 837 amino acids. Gene Ontology annotation, biological process: protein localization to plasma membrane. The transcript has 22 exons. The record is from RefSeq and is a predicted model, not a curated record. Lineage: Eukaryota; Metazoa; Nematoda; Chromadorea; Rhabditida; Ancylostomatidae.
AUGGAGAAAGGAGGAGUUGUUCCCAUGCGAUUGUUUGCUAACUGGGAGAUGGACCGAGCCAGUUCAAGCGUUGUCCAAAGGGUGUGUUUCCUGAGUAUGAACCGUGUAAUUCUGCAUUCUCUACCAUCACAAAUUCAGUCAAUUGUCAUUACUGCUAAACUGGAGGGUAGUAAAAGGAGUUUGCGAAGCAACGACAUAGGAAUCACACCAUAUCAUGGCCGUGUUGACCUAGAUCUUGAUAUUUCCUUCACAAUACAAUAUCCCCAUUUUGUCAAACGGAAAGGAAACACGUUGCAAAUCCUUAUUCAGAGAAGAAGGAAAUACAAAAACAGGCCGUUCCCGUCAUCAUUCAAGACAAUAGCCGUAGGGAUGGUAAAUUUAACUCAGCUGCUUCAAAAUGGAGGUCUUCGUGAGAUACCGCUGUGGUCGUCAGAAACAGAUGAUAAACAGUCUUCAGAAGUACAAAGCAUUGGUCGCUUACAUCUAGUUACAUGCCAAUCUCAACCGCUUGAAAUUGAUUUGGAACGGGACAGGGUUGGCAAGAAACAGAGUGGCAUUGAAGGUGAUCUUAGUGAGGACGACUCUGACAGUGACUACGAAGAUGUACCUGGAGAUAGUGACAUCAACGAGCCAACAAGUGCUAGAAGCACGGCGAGGGGACAAACUGUCCGGAUGAAUCACAAGGCUUCCCACGCGACUCGAAAGAAUAAUAUAAGGCAGCGAUUUGUCACAUUGUUGAAGAGGUUCAGAGUCCCAGAGGAGGAGGGAAUUCCUUCGAGAUCUACUUCUGCUGCAUUGGUUCCGACAGAUAGAGAGUUGCAAGACCUUUUUGAAGAACUCGAAAAUAUGAGCGAUAGCGGACCUGAAAUGGCGGUGGACGAAAUUUCUAUCGAUAGUAAUCCAAGGCCUGGGCUUCGCCCUUUUUUUACACGAUCAAAAGAAGUUCUCCCUGCCAUUUAUGAUCGCGAUGCAGAAAAUGGGUCCGAUAGCGAGGGUGAGGCAGAAGACCUGGACUGGUCAUCUGAAACGGAAAAAGAACGUGACAAAAGCGAUAUGAAAGGAUCCCAAUGUCAGGACACAAAAAAGGAAAUGAUGGGAUUCGCUUCAAAAGCUUCAGGCGAUCAGCAGUGCACGAGUAGCGUAACAUCACCUUUAAUCACCUCGAAAUCACAACAUAGAGUAGGUUCAACAAGUAGUGCACCACUAAUUCAAUGCUCAUCGCUUGGUGGGAUUUCUCAUUCGAUAACAACCGGUUCAAUCUCUAAAAAGUUGGAAAAGGAUAAAGUAGGAAUAACACCGAGUGAGAAAAACAUUGGAGUCUCCGAGCAGUUAUCGAUGCUGCUUUCUUCUUAUCCUGCCACAUCACCUGGAUGUUGGUUAUGCUCUUAUCUUGAUCUACCUCAUCUAUCUACCUUUUCUGUGGCUACUGUUAACUGCCCAUCUGAAAAUGCUGUGAAGCAAGCUAUGGGACAAAUUGUGAACACAAUUCUGAAUUUCUGCAACUCGAAUUCUUCCAAUCCUCCUGUAACUUUUAUCGGAAUAAUUGGAGCUGAUAAGUUUGUUGGACAGAUUUUGCGUGCUUACGUGGAUUGUCUUCAUCAUAAAUCAUCAAGUAACUGGCUGCACUAUCUACGAUUUGCCGUCAUACCCGCUCCACACUCAUUGAUAGCGAAACUUAUUGAAGGAAUUGAUGUGGCGCUCGAUCAACUUUGUCGUGACAUGUGGGAACGAUGGGCUGAUCUCAGCUCUGCCGAUAAGCAAGCGGUCACCGAAAAAAUGAAUUCAUGGAUUGCAAAUGGAGGUGGUUGCUUGAAUCUGCCAAUAGGAGAGGCAUUGCUGCAGAUGACUGAAAAAGGUCAAGAGGCGGAUGCGUGUCGAGUCUUCGUGCCUUUUCUCGCAGAAGUUCGAGUUGGCCAAAGCAGUGAAGAUGAAGAUGCGGGAUGCACGUACUCAUCUCCUCGGACAGUUGAGGUCGAAAGGGAAAAUGUAGUUUCUGCGCGAGAAUAUUACUCUGGUUUGAGCAGCUCACCGCCUAACAGUCCUCACAUUCGUACUGACGCCCAUGAAAUGCACGUUGAGUAUUGGCUUGGACGCGAUCCAUCAAAUGAAAAUACGAAUACGACCGGUGCACAGAAUUUGACUCCAAAUUCCAAGAAAGAUCUCACUAAAGGAUCCAUAAAAGCCACGUUCCGGACGCUUGUUAUAACACGGACAUGCAAUCAUCCACUCUUGUCACUAUCGUUUGUAAAGGAGAAGAAAAAAGAAAAGAUGCUUCAGAAGUUGGGGAUGAAGAAAGGACAGAAGUCAGAAAAUGAGAAUCCAGUUGUGCAGGUGGCUGCUGUAUCCCGAUUGCUCUGUAGCGGUGCAAGCAAACACAGCGAUCUUACAGUGAGCGUUGAUGGCUCCGUAUACGAACGUGUUCGAUAUUUUCAAUGCAGCUCACAGUGGCAGACUCACAUAAAGUCUUUUCCAGUAUCACUUAUCACACAUGGUGCUGCUCCUAUUGCACUGUGA